CUCUCGGACUGUGAUUGCGUUUCUCCGCGGAUCUCUGGAGAGAGCUGCAGGCAGUGAGCUCACAUCCUCGCGAUGCAGCUGCCAGCAAGUCAUACUGCGAAUACUAGUUCAUAACUCCGGCUCAAAUCUGCGACAUACUCGCCAGCCUUGCAGGACUACCGCGUAGCGACAUAUUAACGCGUUGGUCUCAGAUUGUACGCGCAGGUUCUUCCAGUCACUGCUGGCUAUGGAAUGCGGUUUCACUUAAACACCUCCCCUGCUUUUCUUAGUGGGGUCGUGCAUUUUUUCUCGGCUCGUUGUGUCGGAUCUAUCGGUUCAUUGUGUGAAACCGAGCGCCAUGUGGGCCAGGAACGAUUUUGAGGACGGAUUCGACGCUUAUAAGAUAGGUUCGCGCACGUCCUCUCCUGGAUGGGUCCCUGGCUGCGACUCAGCAUGGCAAGCUUCCUCUUCCGCCACUGGCAUUAGCAGCCGCGGGCGACGUCACAGCGCUGCCUCGGACAGUGGCGAUACCGGCAUCGGGACCUCGUGUUCUGACAGCGUAGAAGACCACUCCACCUCCAGCGGCACAUUGUCUUUCCAGCCUCUGCGCUCGCAAGGUCCCAUCCCCACGGCCCACGUCAUGCCAUCUCCGUCCAGCUCCAAACUCAGCGUGCCCUCGGCCGCCACCAGCCCCUGGAGCAGCUGCCAGCUCCCUUCUCCCCUCGACAGCCCCCUGGACAUGAAAGACCCCCGGCCGGUGCGCCGUUGGUCCUCUCUCACCCGUCUGACUGGCCAGGAAAAGUCCACCACUUCCGGGAGACCGUCGCAACGCAUGGACCCACACGGCUCCCUGGAUCGAGGUGUGCUUUACGGCUACCGACAGGACCCUCUUUAUUCAGACAGCUUUCUUUCUGAAAGCCUGCACAAACUUUCCACCAACUCUGACUUUACUAAGUACGACCUGGGCAGCAGUAACACCCUGGGCAAAACGGACUCGUCUUGCUCUUCUCCGCUCAAGCCCAGCACGUUAGACCUUACCUACAGUGCCUUACCAGAGAGCAAGACGCCCACCAUCGCCCUGGCCGGGCCCGGGCAGAGAGGUCCCACGCUCAGGCACCAGGCCGUGGGAGGGUCGCCCAUCCAGCCGGCCGUAAGGACUCAGAUGUGGCUGAGCGAGCAGAUGGAGUACCGGCCGGGACCGGAGGGAUGUGGCUCGUGGCAGCAGGAACAGCAGCAGCGAGAGCGGCUACGACAGGAAGCAGAACUCCCACAGAUGCUGGGUGGAACAUCUCUCCCUGUCAAUACCCUGGUAAAGAUUAAGGAGGGACUCCUGAGGCAGAGGGAACUGGAGAUUGACCGGCAAAAGCAGCAAAUCCUUCAGCUCCAUGCGAGGAUCAGGGAAAACGAGUUAAGGGCGCAACAAGUCCUCCAAAACCAGAGGGGGCGCUAUGAUGACUCAUAUCUGCUCAAAGCUAAGGACUCUCCGUAUGACAGUCCGGUAUCCAGCCAGAGUCCGAAGUCCCAGCUGCCGGAGCGCGUGAGUCCCCUGUCCUGUGAGAACGGAGAGCUGGGCCGGAAACUAGCUGCGGCAGAGCUGGAGGUCAUCCACCUCAGCGAAUUUCUCAAACAGAACACACAGAAAUACACUGAAGACAUCAAGAAACUGGAGGAGAAGAUGAAAACACGUGACCGCUACAUCAGCAGUCUGAAGAAGAAGUGCCAGCGUGAACAGGAGCAGAAUCAGGAGAAGCAGCAGCGCAUCGAGACGCUGGAGAAGUACCUGGCAGACCUGCCCUCGCUGGACGAGGUCCAGACACAGGCUCAGCAGUUGCAGGAAGUGCAGGGGAAGAAGCAGACUUUGGAGGACACGGUCGCCCAGCUGGAGAAAACCCUGGAGGAGAACCGAGCCGUGCUGCAGGAGAAAGAUGCCCUCAUCGAGACCCAGUCCAAACGGGAGAAAGAGCUUAUGAGCGCUGUUCAGAGCCUGCAAGAGAAAGUGGAGAAGUGCUUGGAGGAUGGAGUACGGCUGCCCAUGCUGGACCUGAAACAGCUGGAAAGAGAAAACACUCGUCUGCUGGGACAACAGAGCCAGAAGAGCCUGCUGAUCGACGAUCAGAAGCAGCAGAUUGACAAACUCACUCUGGAGAUGUCGGCCCUGGAAAAGAAGCUGCAGAGGGAGAGAGGCAUCACGCAGGAGCUCCGCAAACAGCUCUUGGAACGCGAGGAGGAACUGGAAACCCUCUCCAAAACUCUUCAACAGAACCAAAGACGGCCAGACGAGGAGACGCUGAAUGUGACCCCCGGGUCCUGUCUGAAGGAGGCCGGGCCCCUGCUGAAGGAGAUGUCCCUGUGUCUGCUGGAUCUGAAGGGUCUGUGCAGUGUCCUCACACAGAGAGCUCAAGGAAAAGAGCCCAACCUGGCCCUGCUGCUUGGCAUCAAAUCUAUGAGCUGCUCGGCGGAGGAGAACGAGAAGCCGCUGAUGGAGGACGGCUUGCGGGCCAAGCUGGUGGAGGUGUGCCAGCUGAGGAAAGACAUUGACGAGCUGCGGACGCUCAUCUCGGAUCGUUACGCACAGGACAUGGGCGAAAACUGCGUGACGCAAUGAGCCAUUUCCACCUUGUCAGGCCCGACGGCGUUCCCAGAGAUCAUAAAGGUGAAAUAAAGUCAACCUCUCGGAAACAAACAAGGUCUUUCAGACCACUAAAGGUUGGACCAAGCUGUGAAUCCAGUUUACAAGGACGUCUUUACAACAAGUUUCUUGCGGACAUUGAAUUUUCAAGGAGUUUGAAUGUGUUAUUGUAUUUAUUGAGACCGUUUGAGUUCCUCACGCUGUUCCUGUCAAGUCGACUUUGAGGGAAAGUAGAGCAACUGGUGUCCUAAAGUGCCUUGUGUUCCUGUUUGUGUACCUUUAAACUUCAUGAACGUCACUGAAUUAUUUUACCCAAAGAAGCUGGUCCAUCCUCUGCCCAACAGCUGCAGGUCGCAGGUCGAUGUUCAGGACCCUGUACAUCGAAAACACCAACAGGAACAGCAGCAUUUGAAAGCUCCUUCAUCGCCAACAUCCUGCAUUUUGUGUAGUUUAGUAUGUUUGAGCUUCCGUUGAACUCGAGCAAUGUUGCAUUUCAAAAUAAAUGACAGCAGAGGAAUCCAGGUGAAUCUAUUCAGGAUGCCCAUUAAAUAGUUUUUAAUUGGAAUAAAAUAUGAGCUGCUUUUUUAACUUCGCUGCACAGUUCGGUGUCGAGUUCCAAAGUCAGACAGGAAACAGAAUGUUCUGCACUUCCUGUGACAUGCUUAUGACAUUUUAUAAACUCCAGAUAACACAUGUAUUUCUUAGGAAUAUGGACGAAAUCAAUGCAAAACUUGUUCACUCAGGUAUUUUAAGAGUUUCUUUUAUUCGUUGUCGUUGCUCUGAAUGCUUUCAGAAGGGAUUUAAGUGUCAUUAAGUUCAUUUCGACCCCAAGCAGAAUAUUUUAUAGUUGAUAAAGUCCAGUGAUGCGGUCAUGUCAAGCUUUGCACCAAGGUGACGAAUGUUUAAGAUAUUUACAGUACAAGCAUCUAUAUAUGGCUUAUGUAUCGUGACUGUACUCUCAUUGUAUUUAAAGUAUAUUAAGCAUGUUUUCAAAUGGAGGUUUUGUCAUUAUGUGCUCAUAAUAUCUUGUGCAUGUGCAUAAAAUUACUGUAUUUAAAGAAGGGACUAGAUUAAGGUAACUAAGUAGAUGUACGCUGCGCUAUGCAACCUCACAUUAACCAGCAUUUAUUAUGCGUUUCUGCAGAUAUGUAAUAUUAUUCUGUGCCUUUACAAAUCUAUGCAGCAGAACCACAGUAUGACAUCGAAGGGUAUUUUCCAUAACUGGCAGAGACAGGAAGUUUAUUUCAUAAAUGUGCAGGCCAGCUAAGCCAUAUUCACAUGCAAUGCAUAUUUAUUCUCAGGCAGAGAGCUGCUCAUAACCAGAUGGAGAAUGCAUGUGGUGCUCUUCAUUGUGCAUUAGAGGACAGUGUGACCGCAUGCUGAAUUGUGUAUAUAUAGGAAUACAAAAGCAACGUGCACUGGUUGACAUGACCCACUCACUGUGCACUGAAAGCCACUGGUUGGUUUAACAGUAUGUUUGAAUUUCACAUAUGUCUUUCAAAUCUUAAGCUUUUAAUUUUCCAGCUAGAUUUUACAAAUGCCAAAGGUCUAUUUAUGUACAAUUUUAGUUUUUGUUCUCAAAAGUAUUAACUAUUUUUCCAUUUUGUAAAGUGCUUUUCGUUUGUACAAAUGUCAAAUAAAGUAUUUUUCUACA
Carassius gibelio (silver crucian carp) is the source of this 4262-nucleotide messenger RNA. It is a transcript of the gene cep85l, whose product is annotated as centrosomal protein 85, like. The coding region runs from base 338 to 2584 and encodes 748 amino acids. Gene Ontology annotation, cellular component: centrosome. Lineage: Eukaryota; Metazoa; Chordata; Actinopteri; Cypriniformes; Cyprinidae. The record is from RefSeq and is a predicted model, not a curated record. The transcript has 13 exons.